Molecule: messenger RNA, 225 nt
Organism: Prorocentrum cordatum
Lineage: Eukaryota; Dinophyceae; Prorocentrales; Prorocentraceae
Source: the annotation of a GenBank genome assembly
GUGGAGCAGGAUAUCGAGCUGUCGCCGGAGGAGUACGCCAUGGCACUGGAGCAGGAGGUCGAGUCGCAGCGCAAGCGCUAUUACAUCGGUGGGGUGGUGAAGGACAACAACCUCAUCGUUCCGUGGAAGCCGGUCGACGAGAAGCAGCUGAUGAAGGACGCUCGCAAACAGCUCAAGAAAAACGGUAUCUUGGACCCGUCUGGCGAGAUCGACGAGGACGCUGAG